GCAGUCGGUCAUCGUUUCAAUUAUAUUAUUUUCAUUUCACUGGUGACUCGCAAUGGUCUUACAUUGUUUCGUUGAAUUGUUUAUUAAAACCUGUGACCAUAAUACCUGAGUACUGAAACAUUUAAUUUUUGCUGUAGCAGUUGUUUGAUUUAAAAUAAUGAAAUAUAUGUGUCUGUGCCAAUUUUAGUGCUUGCGAAGAAGGUAGCUGUUGUUUUGUUUUAAUUAUUACCAUCGUGCUUUGACUGAUUAUUUUAGUGCUAACAAAAUGAGUGCCAAAAAAGUUUUCGAUACAAAAGUUCUAGACGAUGAAAACUCAGAUUCUGGUUUUCUAUCUGGACCAAUAAGUGAACAGCUGUCUGAGGAUUUCGAUUCUCGCGAGCACACAGAACCCACAGAACCUACAAAUAAAAGUGACAAGAACACUAUUAGUGAGAAUACAGACUUAGACAGUGGCUUAGAUUUGUGUUUGUCAGAGUGUCUAUCAAAUGUGAACCUUGGAGAUACUCCCACAGCCCAGGCUCCUAUUAUUGUAAUUGAACCAGAGAGGACUCAGGACAUCCCACCGCUUGCUAUUCUGUUCCAGCAGGAUGAUGAUGGAGACACACAACUCCACAUUGCUGCUGUGCAUGGCUGUGAAAAGUCUGUGGGGACCCUAAUUAGGGUAUGCCCAGAAACUGCAUGGUUAGAUGUUCCCAACAACUACGGACAUACUCCACUUCACUUGGCUGUAUUGAGCGGCCACGCUGUAGUCACAAGGAUGCUCGUGAGAGCAGGAGCAUCACUUGGCAUCAGAGACAGGACGGGCGGCACUCCACUCCACAUUGCAGUGGAAAGAAAUAACCUUGAAUGUUUACAAGCCCUGCUCGCCCGUGUACCAGAACACCCACCUAGAAAAUUGGCCACAGUAUUGGACCAGAAAAAUUAUAGAGGCCAGGCGUGUGUCCACGUGGCUGCCAUCUCGGGACACCUGGAGACGCUGCAGAUGCUGCUCUACUACGGAGCUGAUAUCAACGUCACGGAAAACCUGGCCGGUCGCACGGCGCUACACAUGGCCGCACAGCGUGGGGACGUCCGCCUCGUCAAGCACCUGCUCGAGCGAUGCAGGGGCGUGACACGCGACGCGCUCGACUACGCGGGCCGGACGCCGCGCAAGCUCGCCAAGCGUAGCGGCGCGGCGCGCAUGCUCGCCAACUUGCUCGGCGACGAUGAUGACGACUCUGAUACCGACGAUGAUAUCUACGAUAGCGACGGUGAGGUGGAGAGUCUGUUCGAGAAACUUCGACUGACCCAGAACCCGAUCAACGUGGCCUGAGGAGACGCCCAGUUAGCCGGCAGGACGCGCUCAUCCAGUACAUAACAAAAAUUUCCACAAAAGUGUCAAACGAAACAAAAUGUACGUACACAGAUUAUUUACACAAGGUAGAAUAAUCUGUUGUCAGUAGAAAUACUAUAAUACUACUUGUAUGUAAUAUGGUAUCAUAGUUAAUAAUGACCUCAAUAUUUAUUACAUCACCAAGCGGAGUGGUUCGGUCACCACUGUGCUGUACCGUCUUCCCUGUCAAUCAUUGUUUAUAUUAUUUAUCUACACCCAUGCUUUAAAUUCUCUAUUAAAGAUUCUAAAACCGUUGGCUUAUUGCCAACAUUAUAACACCAACAUCCAAACGAGUGUUGUAAUGAAAUUAAGUACAACAUUACAACACUCGUUUGGAUGAUGUAAUGAUUACUAGAUAGUAAGCUAACUGUUUCAUAAUCUUUUAUAGAGGAUUCAUAUUAUGGGUGUAGAUAAAGUCUUGUAUGCAACUGUUGAUAAUUAGGUAUUAAAACACUCAUGUGAUACUAUUAUGAACACACAUUCGUGUUGUAAUACCCCUUAUUACACAACAGUUGCAUAAAUUACUAUUAAUGUUCUAUACAUAUUAUAUCUAAGACUUAUUUUACACUAAUUGUUGUACAUACACAAAACGUGGGAAACGCAAAAGUCGUAACAAGUUCUAUUACUAAUACUCUAGUAAUAUCUGUCUAUUGUAGAUGUAUUAUUUGUCUGAGGUAUAAUGUUAUAUAAUAUUAAGGUGUUUAAUUGUUGUUGUAUGUAAUUAGUGUUAGUUGUAAGUGUAAUGUACAUUUAAUAUAUUAUUGCAUAUGAAUAAUAAGGGAAAUAUCUAUUAUAUUAUUUAAUUGAUCAUACAAACAUUUAAAUUUGUAAAACUUCAUUAUAAAUAUCGACAACGUCAAUGAAAACAAAAUAAAACUACAUAUGUAAUAUUCUGUAUGCACAUAUUUUAAUUGAGAAAUAAUGUAAUGUCGGGUUCAUCAACAUUAACUUAUCUUCUAUCUGCGAUGGCAAUGCAGGUCGCCUUGCUUCUACCUUCGGCAGCAGUAGUUGGAUUAUAAUAUUUAUUUUGCCAAAGUCUCUCUCCUACUUUUAUAAAAAAGCGUGAGUGUAGACUUUUAUAAAGAUUAUUUUAUCAAUCACACAAGUAUAUUCAAAAUUCAGAUUCAAAUAUUUUUAUUCAAAAUCACUCCCAUUGAAAAUAGACUGCCUCAGACCUGAGAAGAACGGGCACAAUAAACUCUGCGUGAUUUUUUUAUAUAAAAAUAUUGAUUACAAUGUGAUAUCGUACAAUUAACAUAAUAAAUACAUCAUUAUAAUUGAGUACACAACACAAGUGAAAACUACGAGUUUAAAAUACUUGCAAAUCAAGUGUUCACUAAUAUCUAGUAGCUGGGAGAAUACUCCGAGCGAGUUAAACACAUUGGGUACUUUUAAAAAUUUGAACAUAAAACAUACCCCCGACAACAUAUUAUGUUCAAAAUUUCAUUAUCAAAUCAGUAGAUAUGGUGUGAAAGCAAACUUACAUUCACAUUUAUAAUAUUAUAGUGAUAUUUAAAUCUUUUUUCACUUAUCAUGUUAACUUUAUCGUUUGGAUGUUAAUAACAACAUUAUUGUAAAUCUAGUUUUGUUAAAAUAUCAAAUAAAUAAAACCAACAUCUAUAUCAUUUGUGAAAUCACAUUUUCUCACUACACAAUAUUUGUUUUUAUUAAGAUAAGUCAAGCCGUUGACACACACAUGUAGCCCACAGAUUAAUAUAGUAUAUUUUAUUAUCUGUUGCAUGUUGGUACACUUGACAGUUGACAUGUUGAUUGAUUUUUGACACACAGUUGUAUAAAUUACUAGUGGAGUACACAGUGGAGGAUUACCCGGAAUAUACAUUAUUUAAUAUUUUACAACAAUGUUCGUUCAGAUAUUUGUGUAAACAGAGAACUUAGCCAAUUUGCAAUAGUUUCACAGCUAUUCUCCUCCUAUCGUUGGUAAAGUGUUAUUAUUGGAUACAAUUUGACAAUAAUUGAAUCAUUUUGACCACAUGACAACGUAAUUCCCAUUUUCUUGGUUUUUUUUAAGUUUAUAGUAAACUUGGCCAAGAGACAUCACCAUUUAAACUGCAGUUACAAAUAAUUUUAAUAAUAUUUGCUGAUUUUUAAUCGGUGGCAACAUUAUCAGAGGCUGUGUACACGGUAUAACGGCUACUUUUUAAACUUUAAUAACUCAGUCGCCCUAAGACAUUCGCUCGACGCGGACGUGCAAAUAUCAUUUUAACAAUUUCGACGGAUUCCUUCUCCUUAGAAGUUCUAGAAUGUACUUUGUGUAGGUAUUAUUUUAAGGUACCGUUUAUAAUUUGUUAGGAAAAUAUAUUGUGUUUGUUUUUUGUCUGUAGGUAAUUAUUAUGAAAGUGUAUUGUCGACCGUUGAAACUAUUUAUAAUGCUGUUAUUUAUUCCUCGUUUGUUUAAAUUACUCAAAAAAAUACCUAAUUUGUAACAGCUGAUAGGUAAAUGGUCAAAUUAUUGUUGUAUAAGACUCCUCUAGAUAGUUUAUCGGAAUUAAAUAUUGUUGUUGUACAUGUAUGAUGGAUACGUAAAUUCAAAUAAAUUCUAAAAUAAUA
Molecule: messenger RNA, 3940 nt
Organism: Leptidea sinapis
Lineage: Eukaryota; Metazoa; Arthropoda; Insecta; Lepidoptera; Pieridae
Gene: cact
Product: NF-kappa-B inhibitor cactus-like
Exons: 5
Coding region: 266-1312 (348 amino acids)
Molecular function (GO): protein binding
Source: RefSeq, a predicted model, not a curated record